Molecule: messenger RNA, 1092 nt
Organism: Sinocyclocheilus rhinocerous
Lineage: Eukaryota; Metazoa; Chordata; Actinopteri; Cypriniformes; Cyprinidae
Product: acyl-coenzyme A synthetase ACSM3, mitochondrial-like
Exons: 4
Biological process (GO): fatty acid biosynthetic process; acyl-CoA metabolic process
Cellular component (GO): mitochondrial matrix
Molecular function (GO): fatty-acyl-CoA synthase activity; fatty acid ligase activity
Source: RefSeq, a predicted model, not a curated record
GCGGUCAUUCCUGCUAAACUGAAGAGAUUUAGUGUCUGUUUUCGCGAAGCUGGACUGUGCCUGGGCAGUUUAUAUUGCGUCUGUAUGUUCGGCAGUGCUUGCGUUUUUCUUUAAUAGAAUGCCGUUUCAUUUUUAGAAGUUUGUUGUAACGAACUGGAAAACAACGAUUAAAGGGCCUGACAACGAAAAUGAGAUACUGAUCCGUGUGAAGGUUUCAGCUGCGUGUCAUUAAUGUAGCGUGAGACAAACGACCUCAGUUGCUUUAGUUUAUAACGUCGCGUCCACCGUUAAAAGACUUACUAUGAAUUUAUAUGUGCUUCGAAAAAGCUUUUUCAACCAAUGUCUGAAAAUCUCCAAGAAAAAUGAAGUGCAUGAAGGAGGUCAGUGGCUGCAAAUGUGUAGAUCCAAAACAUCUGCACCAAAAAACUUCUGCGAUUAUGAGGGCAUGAGACGGACUUACGACAUACGAGUUCCUCAGCGGUUUAAUUUCGCUAAGGACGUGCUGGAGCAGUGGGAAACCAAAGAAAAGAACGGACAGAGGUCGUCUCUUCCAGCUCUGUGGUGGGUGAAUGACGGCGGGGAGGAGGUCAGAUGGAGUUUUGAGGAGUUGGGCUUCCACUCCAGAAGACUUGCAAAUGUUCUGCAUCAGGAGUGCAGUUUGGAGAGAGGGGAUCGUGUGUUCCUCAUCUUACCCAGAGUCCCUGAGUGGUGGCUGGUUAAUGUGGCAUGUCUCCGAACAGGUACGGUUCUGAUCCCCAGCACGUCUCAGCUCACUGCUCGAGAUAUCUGCCACCGGCUGCAGACGUCUGGGGCCAAGUGUGUGAUCACAGAUGAAACUUUGGCUCCACUGUUGGACACAGUAGCCUCAGACUGCCCUUCCAUCUCCACCAAGCUUCUGCUGUCCCACAGGGCCAUGCACGGCUGGGGCAACCUGACCGAACUCAUGGGAAAAGUGUCAGAUGAUCAUGUUUGCAUGGACACCAGGAGUGAGGAGGCCAUGACUAUCUUCUUCACCAGUGGCACAACCGGCUCUCCAAAAAUGACCCAACACAGCCACUGUAGUUACGGUCUGGGGCUCACGGUGAACGGCAG